AUUGAUCCUAUGACGCAUGCCCGGAAGAAACAACUUUUCCUUCUGAAGCACCCAGCUGGUUCUGCUGGCCAGACUUCCUCACCGACAGGCAGCAGCAGGAUGGAGAGGGCUGAGGCUGAGUGUGAUGAGCAGCAAGACGGAGGUGGCAGCGAGGCCCCAGCCUGUCCCAGCGGCUGCCUGGGGACCAGCAAGGCCAAGGGCCUGCACGAAGUGCGCAAGACCUACCCCCUGCGGCGCCGGCUGCUGCCCUCAGUCAGCAAGAAGACCUGCAAGGUGCUCCUCACCAGGCUGGAGGACGUGGCUGUCUCCCUGUCAAAGCAGGCCCAGAGCUGCCAAAAAAAGGACCUUCCCAGCUGGAUGGAAGGCUUGGGACCUGCACUCUUCCCCGAGCCCGUGGGUGCAGGGAAGAGGAGGGAUUCCUCCGGGGAGAAGUUCAGAGACAGUGCUGCGGGAGUGGGGCAGGAGCCCCGGAAGCGCCGCCUGGCCUCGCUCAACGCCGAGGCGGUGAACAACCUGCUGCUGGAGCGCGAUGAGGCCGCGUGCCCCGGCCGGCGCCUCCGCAGGGACCCGGCCCGGGUGGACUGCAUGCCCAGGGGCUUGCCCUGCAAGGCUGGGGACAGCUGGCCCACAAUGGGCAAGGCGGCGCUGGCCAGACCAGGCAGGGUCAAGAGCCGGCAUGAGCACAGCCAGAAGUGUGGCAGCUGCGACCAGGUGCCGAGUGAGGGCUUGGAGGAUGGGGCAAAGAGGGAGGAUAGGGCCAUCCCCUACCAUCCCACCCCAAAGAGGCUGGCCAGCCUGAAUGCCACAGCCUUCCUGAAGCUGACUCACGAGAAAGACCAACCCCUGAAGCCAAGGAGUAAAUCAGACGGAGACGGCAAGUCCGAGAACCACUGCUUGAAGUCAGUGCUCAAAUGGGCCAAAGCUGGUAGGAAGAACUGUGUCAAGGCCAAGAAGGAGGUGGCUGGUUUGAAAGUGGAGGGUCAGCGUGGCUGGCAGGGACUUGCUCUAGGAGCUUUUGGGAAAGGAGAGCAGCAGGACUCCUCUAGGCUCUAUGGGACAGUGGAGCCUGUCCCUUACGAGUCGCUGUCUAGCUCCUAUGCCAGCACAGAGGGUUUCUACCACAGACUGCCUUUGCUCAUGGGUGGCCAAGCUUCCAUGAAGCCAGAGUAUGGAAGACCUGGAGAGAAGUCCCCAACCCCCAAACAGGAGCUUCAUCAGCCUUCCUUUCCUGUGCAGCAGUUCCCUCCCCUGCCCAUGCCUGGGAACCAUGCGGACUGUGGGUGCCUCUUUGAGUCCUCGGAUCUGCCGCCGCUGAACGGCUUUUACGUCUGCUAUGGCCAAAGUGGGUACAGUGGCUACCCCCACUGCUCUCUCUACCCCAAGGACCAGCUGUCACAGCCUGCUGCCUGCGAGGGGCUCUUGGUGUCACCCAGCUCCUUGCCCUCGGGUGCUCAUUUCCAGCCAUUGCACUGGUGUAGCUCCCCAUACUGCUGUGGGGAGGGCACAGCCAUCAGCAGCUACAAUGUUUGCGGGGUGCUGCAGGUGCCUGAGGGCAGGGUGGGCAGCCUGCACACAGGGCGCAGCACCUAUCCCUACAAAAUGCCUUUUGCAGCAGAAGGCUGCAAGUCUCUGGACCAGCUGAACCUCACAAUCCCCAUGGCAGGACACCCCGCGUCACCUGCCCACCCGCUCUCAGGAUGUCCUGUACCCAGCGUGCCACCGGCUGCAGAACCUGUUCCUCACCUGCAGACCCCCAACUCUGACCCCCAGAGCACAGCCCGAGAAUGUCCACAGAGCUCCAAGCCUCCCAGCGGCUCCAAGUCCGGGCUGCGGAACGCCCCCGGCUGCCUGCACGCCUCGGACAGCAAGGCCGCAGGGGCUCAUUGCCACCCCAAGCAGCAGCGCAUCGGCAGGAGGAGAGCCACCAAUGGCUGGAUGCCCGUGGGCACCGCCUGUGAGAAGGCUGUCUACGUGGUGAACGAACCGGAGCCAGCUGUUCGCAAGAGCUACCAGGCUGUGGAGAGGGACGGGGAAGUCAUCCGGGUGCGGGACACUGUGCUGCUGAAGUCAGGGCCCCGCAAGAAGUCCAUGCCCUACGUUGCCAAGAUCUCGGCGCUGUGGGAAGACCCCAAAACAGGGGAGCUGAUGAUGAGCCUGCUGUGGUACUACAGACCUGAGCACACUCAGGGAGGCCGCAGCCCCAGCAUGCACCAGAAUGAGAUCUUUGCAUCCCGGCACCAGGACGAGAACAGCGUGGCCUGCAUUGAGGAGAAGUGCUAUGUGCUGACCUUUGCAGAGUACUGCAGAUUUUGUGCCUUGGCCAAGCGCCGAGUGGAAGGCAUCCCGGGCAGGAAGGCUGUGAUGGUUCCUCCCUCAGAGGAGUACACCACGCCCCUGCACCGCAAGGUGCCUGAGGACACCGACCCCGAGCUGGUCUUCCUCUGCCGCCAUGUCUACGACUUCCGGCACGGCCGCAUCCUCAAGAACCCGCAGUAG
Indicator indicator is the source of this 2496-nucleotide messenger RNA. It is a transcript of the gene BAHD1, whose product is annotated as bromo adjacent homology domain containing 1. Lineage: Eukaryota; Metazoa; Chordata; Aves; Piciformes; Indicatoridae. Gene Ontology annotation, molecular function: chromatin binding. The record is from RefSeq and is a predicted model, not a curated record. The transcript is spliced from 6 exons. The coding region runs from base 10 to 2496 and encodes 828 amino acids.